This is a messenger RNA of Colletotrichum graminicola M1.001, 2742 nucleotides long. RefSeq lists its product as uncharacterized. The record is from RefSeq and is a predicted model, not a curated record. Lineage: Eukaryota; Fungi; Ascomycota; Sordariomycetes; Glomerellales; Glomerellaceae. The transcript has 2 exons. Bases 1 to 2742 code for a protein of 913 amino acids.
AUGGCGCAGUCGGAUUCGGUCCGGGCAAACGGCAUCCCUGGGCCGGACCACGCUGAGUCCCCCCAACCGGUUGUCCCUGUCAAGAGGAAGCGCGAUACCGACGACGAUGGCGAGGAGAUCAGCACCGACGGACCUGAAAAGAUGGAAGUCGACGGCGAAUUGCCAAAGGAGGACCACAAACCCCUCAUCAAGGACUACUUCACUGUCCUGAGCAGUUUCGAUGCAAGUCCGUCAAUCCUGAAGCGUCGUCUUCCUGAGCCCGAGUCUGAGCAGCCUGAUGCGAAACGUCAAAAGUCCGCCGAAAGCGCAGCUACCAUUGCCGACAAGGUCACCCACGACGCCUACUCGCAUGUCGACGAACUCGCGGCAGAUCUUGUUGAAGCUGUCCAGGAUCAACUACGAGAACUCCAGUGCGCCAAUGCCGACGACGAUGCCGUGAACAAGAACAUCGAUGGCGUUGCUGUAGCACAAACCAAAAGGUUCAAGGACAAGGCUAUGGACCUGCUCCGACGUGAGAUAUCCUACCCGCGCAGCGCUGUCAAUAUCACCAACACCAAGCCGGAUGUGGAGUCCGCCAUGGGCAAUGCUGUCCUGACGGUUUUCGGCAAUGCCCCUCAUGGCAAGCAACUCUUUUCGAGUUUGCCGAAGAAGGCGUCGGGCAAGGAGGAUUCCGCUGCAACGGCCUCUACCUUCGACCUACCACCUGGUGUGUCUACUUCUUACAUCGUUCCGUCGCGACAAGUGGAGAGAGCCCCGACACUUGGGGACCUUUUCUCUUCUAGCCGGCCCCUUCCUCCGCUGCAGCCGCCGAAACAACCGAAGCCAGUGGCCAAGGGGAACGUUCUCGGGUUUUACCAUCCCGAGCCGGCGCAAAAGUCAAAGUACUUCAAUGAUUCGUACUCAAGCAAGAAGUUGGCGGUCGGUUACUACUUGGACUACACCAACGCAGCACCAUCAGCCAAGACCAAGACGAAACAACGUGAACGAGCACAAAGCUUGGCCGGCCAUAGGCCCUCGUCGACUGAAAUGGAGGUCAACGAGAUGGAAUCGCUAUUCCGUAGCGCCUUUUCCAGCUUCGCGCCCUGCAGGGAUGACUCGGGGUCUGUCGUUCCGUCCAGCCAUGCCGGCCGCAUGUACUGGCAGCUCACCGGCCAGCGGAACUUUAACCGAAUGAUUGAGUCUGAAUUGCGGGAAAUCGAGGAUGAAAAGACUACCGAGAAGCCUGUCGAGAAAGAGGCUGUAACUGGACAGGUUGAUGAAGAGUUCGUCAACGAGGCAAUUGAGAAGUGGGAUGAGUGGCUAGUGGAUCCAGCCUUGCAAGACAUGAACGACGUUCUAGCCAAGCCCAAGGACAAGGAUCCCGCUGACAAGGAAGCUGAUGACCUCCUCGACGAGGUCACUGACAUGAUUGAGACACUGCUAUCGUACCAGCGCAUCCGCAACCUUACGCUACCAUCAUCCCAGAACCGCUACGCGGGCGACCCUGUCAACGGCGACCUGCUGUCUCAUGGUGCUGUCUUGACACCGACGGAAGAGGAGACUGCGACAUACGAGGCACUCAAAGCACAACUGAGUCUGAUCAUCAACACUCUGCCUCCUUACGCGGUGGCUAAGCUCAACGGUGGUCAACUUGAACAGCUUCUCAUCAGCACCAAGCUCGAGGUCCGCACAGAUCAGUACAAGGGCGUAAUGGAGGACGACGCCGCCUCACAAGCUCGUAUGCGUCAGCAGCAAAGCGUGGCUACCGCCGCACCUACGAACCGACCUGCCCCGCACCGCACGCCUAGCGCAUCCACGCCAUACGGAACCCAAUACGGCUCCGGUCAGUACGGCACCCCCACACGGACGCCGUCGAUUGCACCUACAAAUUAUUACCGACCGGGUCAGCAACCGGCAAUGCCCCCGCAACAGGGCUCUGUUCCGCGACCUGGCGGCGUACCCCACCAGAUGUCUCAUACACCGCAGCCACGCCCUGGCCAGCCAGGCAACUACCGGCCUACUAACGGAUACACUAAUUAUGCACAACAUGUCGGAAAGGCCCAGACGCCGUACGGACAUCAAGGGGUCCAAUACGGAUCUCAACAGAGACCUCCGCAGUACCCGGGCUAUCCAGGAACACCGCAGCACGGCACGCCCAACGCUCGUUUCCAGCAACCGUACCAGCAGUCUUUCCAGCAACAGCCGACUACGCCGUCUCAGGGCUACGGUGGUUACUAUGCCAACGGUUCCAACAUGCAGCAACGAACCAUGUCGCCCCAGAUCCCAGCUGCUCAAUAUCAAUCGUCGCCGACACCGCACCAGCAGGCACGGUACUACGGUUCGACUCCUCACCAAACCAUGCCUGGCACUCCCCCAAUCAAUCGUCAGCAAUACGCGAAUGGUAGUCACCUCCCUCAGCAACCCUUAAACUCUCUAACACCUGGAUACAAUGCAGCCGUCGCGAGAGCAGAUCAGCAGCGCCUGCAUGCAGAACAAGCGAGAUACCGAGCCGCAGCGCAACAAACGAGCGCUGCCUUUGGGACCAAGAUACAAGGGACGCAGGAGGGUGCGAUGCCCGGCGAUGACCCCAGCUCCCAAGGAUCUCCCUACAAUGCGAGCAUGAGAGCCCGCAUGGCUGCAGGCGGUACCCCGAAACCGCAGAGUCCUGUAGGGAAGGCAACCAAUGGCACCCCGCCAAUUCCUCAUAAAGUGACGCCAGUGCCCAUACCGGUUAUACCCCAACAGCAAAGGAAGCCAGCUUAG